AUGAUAAAUAAUAAUAAUAAAGAGAAAAUUUUAGAAGAACAAUUUCAAGAAUUAUAUAAUUUAGUUAAAAAAAGAUGUAAAGGGUUAAUACCAAAUUUAUCAGCUAAAGGAUAUUGUAUUAAUGAAUUGACAACAUUAACUAAAGAUUCAAAAGAAAGAGAAACAUUGAAAGAAGCAUUAGAAGUUAAAUUUUAUAAUAUUGAAAGUUCAAAAUAUUGUUCAAGUUGUUUCCAAUCAAAAAAUGAUUUAAUCAUGACAAAUAAAUUCACAAAAUAUGCAGUAAUUAAUAAAUUUGAUAUUAUUGAUAAAUCAUUAUCUUUGGAUUCAAUUAAACCAGUUUGUGAUAAAUGUUUCAAAUUAUUAGAUUUUAAAUAUAUUUUUUCAAAACUUUCACAAUUACAACAACAACAACAACAAAAUAACGAAGAUGAAUGUAUUUCAUUAAUUAGACACUUUGCAAUGUUAAAUAAAAUUGAUAUUUUACAAUCUGAUUGGAAAGAUAAAGUUCAAGAAAUUUAUUCAAUUUUAUUUUCAUUAUAUACAAUUAUAAAUAAUUUACCAUCAAUUUCAGUAAAAGUUGGAAAAGAUUCAAAAGAUUUAAUUAAAUUUAAUAAUACAAUUGAAAUUUUAAAGCAACUUUAA
Dictyostelium discoideum AX4 is the source of this 642-nucleotide messenger RNA. RefSeq lists its product as hypothetical. The record is from RefSeq and is a predicted model, not a curated record. NCBI's taxonomy places the organism in Eukaryota, Evosea, Eumycetozoa, Dictyosteliales, Dictyosteliaceae. The transcript has 2 exons. Bases 1 to 642 code for a protein of 213 amino acids.